This is a messenger RNA of Biomphalaria glabrata, 2121 nucleotides long. RefSeq lists its product as uncharacterized. The transcript has 3 exons. Lineage: Eukaryota; Metazoa; Mollusca; Gastropoda; Planorbidae. The record is from RefSeq and is a predicted model, not a curated record. The coding region runs from base 181 to 1764 and encodes 527 amino acids.
UUAUCAUAACUUCAAGAGACUAUUCUUGACACUGUUGCAUUUUAGUUUUAUUAGUCGUAAUCCACAAAUAAUGUAAUCACGUACAUCUCAUUUUAUUUAAUAGAAUCAAAGUUUAUAAAUAAUGAAUCAGCUUUAGGUAACGCGAGUUAUAAAUCGGUUUAUUCCUAUUAUCUGAUACAAAUGGUCAUGGAGUUUCUGAAAGGCUUAGAACAAGCUAUGAAACUGGGACUCUCUAAAGAAUCUUUUAUUGAAGAAUCCAAAACAAAACAAAUGGAGUUAGAAAAUAUGUUAUUAGAUAAAAGACUUCAAAGUCAAACAUUUGAAAAGACUUCUGAGCAAACAUUGUCUCAGCGUUUGGAGCGACAGACCCAAGAGAAACAGGAGCAGACGUCAUUGGAAAUACGACAAAUUCAAAAUGAACUAACGCAAAUCAAUGAUACAUUGAAAAACUUCAUCGGCUUGAUCAGCUCAAAGAUUAAUAGAGAGUCACACGAAGAAAUAUUCAAAAACGGCAUUUCAGAUGGGAUGCGAUUCAACGACACGAGGGUUAAACAGUUACAGACAUCUUUUCAAUUUACGGAUUCAAAAGAAAAGAAAUUACAGAAUCCAAUGCAAUCAAUAGACACAAAAGAAAUAGAAUUAAACCAUUCAAUACCAUUGAAAGAUACAGAAGAAAUAGAAUUAAACCAUUUAAUACCAUUAAAAGAUACAGAAGAAAUAGAAUUAAACCAUUCAAUACUAUUAAAAGAUACAGAAGAAAUAGAAUUAAACCAUUCAAUACCAUUAAAAGACACAGAGGGAAUAGAAUUAAACAAUUCAGUGCUAUUAAUGAACAGAAAAGAAAAUGAAUUACCAAACAUGAUGUUAGAAUCGCAAGCCAAUGACUUGACCAUAAUGCCGAGUUUGACAAUCUUAUGUGACCUGUCAGAAAAACAGCAAGUCGUUAAUGAAGUGAAAAAAGAAAUUCAAACCAAACCAUUCAUCAAUCAAAUUCCAUCACAGGCAGACGUUUGUAGUUUGGUAGAGUUUAACAACUCUGAGGCGCCACCUGGGUGUCUCAAAAACUCGUCUCUCUUUCCUACUCCAACAAAUCCACCGUCUGUCCCAAAGAAGCGAAACGAAACGAGUGGACUAGGAAUUGCUAAAUCAAGACCUGACACAAAUCGUUUGGGAAAUCGUUUCGUCAUUACAACGCUUAAUACAAAAAGCAACGAUGCAUCCAUAAGCCAGUUUAGUGACAUUGGUAGGCAUGAAAUAACGUCAGGUAAUAAAGAACUUAGAGCAGUUGAAACAAUACACCAGCUGGAACUUGAAGAACCUUCCGUCCACAAUUGUUUCACCAUAGAAUCCUCUCAAACUUUUGCCAAGAACCACACCAUCUUUUGCACUAACUAUUACAGCACUGAGCCUGUCCCCUGUAAAGUUUGCAUAUGCCUUCAUUUUGAUAAGAUGAACCGUUUAAAUGUACAGGCAUGUGUUUCACCAGAUUCUGUAAACACUAAAUGGCCAGUUUUCUUGGUAGGAGAAGGGGAAAUCUAUAAUCCGGCGACCAAGAAAUUUUCUCAUCUUUGGACUUUUGAUUCGUGUCGCUGUUCUAAACCAGACAAUGGUCAGCCAGUUAGAGUGGACGCCGAGGUCUGCCUAAUGACUAGUUGGGCAAAUUAUAAGAAAGUUACCUACGUGAAUAUAGCACAAAGACAGUUUGUGAGGGACAAUUAUAUGAGAAUAAAAUAUCGACUGAAUGCAUACUACAAGGAAUGUUGAGAAUGUCGGCGAGUGCUACUGAUUAGCCGUAGUUUUAAUGGAAUCUUCGAAGAUGGGAGGAAGUGACAGUGUUAAUACGAAAUAGUGCCACUGUAAGGCUGCGAUCAUUUUUUCUUAUCUUAUCUUAUAAAAUACGGACGUUACUUAUAAAAAGAUGAUUACUUCCUAAGUGUCAUGCAUCUAAUCUUACAUGUUAACCAAUGACUUAAAUUCUGAUAAGUCAUUGGUUUUCCUGUCUUGCUCAGGCAACCCAUUUCAUGAUCUAAUAGCAUUAGGGAAGAAGAAGCAGUAGAAAUAUUUAUAGCUAGCAUAUAGAACAGUGGUCUUCAACCUUUUUUGGCCAACCCCCCCCCCCCC